AUGGAAUUUAUUUGACCCACAUUGAGAAGUUGUAGAUUUGAGUUCUUCUCCGUGAAAAAAGAGGUAAGUUUAUGGACAUUUCUUUGAAUGCAGGUGCCGAAAUUACGCCAGAGUCUUCACUGUUUAGUAAUUGACUUCCUUUUGAGGCUCUCCAUAAAUUAACAACCAUAGCGUCCAGGUUAAGUAAUAGUUGCACCCUAUCUAGAUAUCAGAAAUGGAGAAGAAACCUAAAGAACCCAAAACGCCAUUGACAGGCUUUGCAUCAAUAAACGAAGACCUUGUUCAAAACAUUCUAAAGAGAACACCAGCUACAUCCUUCGCAUCAGCAGCUUGUGUUAGCAAAUCAUGGAACCACAAUUGCAAUCAAAUCCUCUCCAAACCAAAGCUUGCUUCUGCCUUUUCUCUCAACCCAGACCCAAAGGUUGCAUUACAAGAGGUUUUGAGUAAGGUUCUCUCCGAGCCAAUCAGACCCCAGUUUGCCAUUGCAAAUGUUAUUGAGAGUGGUGUUGAAUAUUUGAAUGAAACACUCUAUUUAUUAGCGGCAAAACUUGGUUCAAAAACUCCGAUUAUAGUGUCCUGCACCAAUGGAAUCAUAGGAAGAGAUGCUGUUACUGGUGAACAUAAAGAGGCUAUGUUGGAAGAUUUUUGGGUUGAUGCUGCAUCAAAAAAUUCAGGCUUUGGUAUGCUGUUGACAGUGGGGUAUUUACCAGGACUCAAAGUCGAAGCCCUUCCACUGUUAAGGCCAAGAAAGGCUGGUCCAGUGGCAAUGAUUGAUAACUUUGUGAUGGAUAUCAAGAAUUAUUCAGCUUCUGUUUCUGGUUCCACAUCACCAGCUCUGAUUAUAAUGUUUGGAGGUGAAGAGGCUGACCUCAAACCUGUCAUGGAAAAGUUGGAUCAUGCCAUGUCAAGGGAAACUAUCAUUGCCGGCAGUAUGAGAUCCCAAUUCCUGUACAGAAGGGGCAUAGAGUCAAGAAAUAUAUAUGGGAGUAGUACAAAAUAUUUUACUGAUGCAGUUGCUCUUGUAUUUGCAAGGGAUGAAGACAAACCUUCUGGUGAAGGGAAAAUCCAAUUCCAUUCUGCAAUAUCAAGUGGUGUUUCAGCAAUAGGACCAAGGUACAAGGCAGUUUCCGUCAAAGAAACUCAAUCUGAGACAGGUCUUACUACAUGGCUUACUGCCAGAAGAGAAGGAGAACAAGAGAUUCUUGGUGGUCAAAUGAUUAUAGAUAGCAUCGAGAGUGAGUUGGUGAACAAAACUGAACUGUUCAUUGGGGUUUCAAAACAAAGACAAUGCGUUAUUGGGUCAGAGAAUCCAAAACUGUUGAGAUCCCUGGCUUUACAUCAAGUUAAGGGAGGAGAUGGAGAGCACCUUUUUGUUAGUGGAGAUGGCAUCGUUUCUGGAGACUAUUUUCAUUUCUACCAUUCAGAUCCAAAGGCCGCAUUAUCUGCAACUAGUAAUGUCUCCAAGUAUUUCAGAAACUUGAAACUGGAUUGGAGAAGCUGCCACCUUCAUGCAGGUGAUGUUGGUAGUAAGGAAGUUGUUGGAGGUUUGGUUUUCUCUUGUUGGGGCCGUGGUGCAUCAUUCUUUGGACACAGCAAUGUGGAUAGCUCACCAUUCUUGGAUAACUUUCCAGGAAUCCCAAUGGCAGGAAUAUUUGGCUGUGGCGAAGUCGGACGUAGCUUUACAAUGUUGAACGCAGAUGAUCAUGUAGACCAAGAAGAAAAGACUUCGUGUUGCUGUCUACAUGUAUAUAGCACUGUAUAUGUGUUGGUGUCUUAUACUCCAGCACCUCUAAAGCAUUAGAGUUCGUCCAUCUUCUUCUUGAUGGAUUACCAGAAGUGCUGAUGACUCUCUCUACUAUUGGUAGGACUUGUUGUUUUUAUUUUGUUGGGGUGAAAUAUAUCUAGUACUACAGAAUUCUUACUACAUUUUCUGCUUAUAUUAUAAUAUUCGUAUGGAUCA
This is a messenger RNA of Populus nigra (black poplar), 1960 nucleotides long. Its product is annotated as F-box/LRR-repeat protein At5g63520-like. Bases 215 to 1801 code for a protein of 528 amino acids. The transcript is spliced from 10 exons. Gene Ontology annotation, molecular function: protein binding. Lineage: Eukaryota; Viridiplantae; Streptophyta; Magnoliopsida; Malpighiales; Salicaceae. The record is from RefSeq and is a predicted model, not a curated record. Gene Ontology annotation, biological process: protein polyubiquitination; positive regulation of proteasomal ubiquitin-dependent protein catabolic process.